Molecule: messenger RNA, 438 nt
Organism: Rodentolepis nana
Lineage: Eukaryota; Metazoa; Platyhelminthes; Cestoda; Cyclophyllidea; Hymenolepididae
Source: the annotation of a GenBank genome assembly
AUGGCCGAAGAAGAAGUCAAGAAGAGGAGAACAUUUAGGAAAUACUUCUAUCGUGGCGUUGACCUCGAAAAGCUUCUUGAUAUGACUCAAGAACAGCUUGGUGAGUUAUUCACUUGCCGCGUACGCCGACGCAUUAAGCGUGGUCUUACUCAACAACACAUAACUCUUCUCCAAAAACUCCGACAGAGCAAGAAAAAUUGCCCUUUGGGUGAGAAGCCUGUCCCAGUCAAGACCCAUUUGCGUAAUAUGAUCGUCUUUCCUGAGAUGGUUGGAUCUAUUGUUGGCAUUUACAAUGGGAAAACAUUUAACCAAGUUGAAAUUCGUCCUGAAAUGAUUGGUCACUAUCUUGGAGAGUUCUCCCUUACAUACAAGCCUGUCAAGCAUGGUCGCCCAGGUAUUGGUGCCACACACAGCUCUAGGUUCAUCCCUCUAAAGUAA